AUGGAAACUCUACUUUUCACAUGUGGAAACACGGUUAACUAUUCUUAUAAAAACAUACUUCAAAAGGAGGAGGUUCUCAAAGCCCAAGUUAUGAGCUUGGGAGAUGUUUUGAACAAGUUUUUUGGAGAAUCAGACGAAAGGAAACGAGAGAGAGAUGAAGAUGAGGUUAUAAAAUCAUUGUAAGUGCAUGGAAAUCCUUAAUUUGGCAGGGGGGGGGGGGUGCUAUUUCAAAUAUCCCAGUCAGUACUUUGUAUAAAGGUAGAUGAAUACCAUUAAAUUCAAGUUCCACUCCCCCCUGUGAGAAUAGGUAGAUAUGUAAUAUAGGUAUCAAAAAGACAUGGUGGUGUUGAGCCAACGAUACACAGGUUCAAAUUUGAUUUUCACUGCUGCAACCAUUAUUAACCAAGCAGAUGACUAUUACCAUUAUAAAAAUCAAAUCAUUUCUGGGGGGUGCACACCCCCCCCAAAAAAAAAAUCUGUGCCUGCCUACAUGUAAACUAACCAUGCAGUAAAUUCGUACAGGUCCCUAGCCGCAUGUGAAACCAAACACAAGAUAUUAUUGGAAUGUUAUAAAACCAGCUGGGUUGGAGGUUGUCAAACGGAAAUGGACAGUUUUUGGAAAUGUGUCAAUGAUCAUAAGGUACAUACCUGUACAUUUUACCUUACGAAAAAAGUCUAUAGGUGGCCUAUAGGAAAUGUUCCAAUUCCCUAUAUAGAAGCCUUUAGGCACCCAUAAAACUCUAUAGGGAUUCCUAUAUGUCACCUAUAGAAAUUUUCCUAUUGCCUAUAAAAACCUAUAGUUUCCUAUAGGAACCUAUAGGUUGGCCAGUAAGGCCAGUAUAGACUUUUUUGUAAUUAUUUUAAUUUUGUAAAAGUUGCCAAUCCUUGAACAGAGGUUUGUUUGUGCCGGUAACAAACAAAGCACCAUGCAUUAACACAAAAUUAAGCAGCCAUUAACACCAGGCUUUGAUGGCUUGAUAGCUCCAUAAGUUUUUUAAUCAUUAUAAUACUUGUUUGCCAGUAACUAUAUAGUCUAUAUAGGUUUAGAAAAGUUAGCUAAGUCAUUCUUUCUCUAAAUUCUGAUCAACUAUAAAGUUUUGAAUUGGAGUAUAAUUAGGCCACUUAAUUAUACUAUGGAGGUAGCGUCAAGCCGGGUUCACAUAUGCCUGUGGUAUGCCUGCGCUGUCAUUGUUUACAGCUGUUGAUGCAUACAUUUUUUUGUGAAUUAUUUGGUUGAACUGCUAACGACAAUAGCCCACCAACAUACUGCAGGUAUAUGUGAACCUGAAGCUUAAUUAACUCCUGCACCCAUGAAGUAAGGUAUUGUUAUAUAAAAGUAGCUACAUGGAGUGUAAAUUAAUGCAAAAAAUAUGAAAAAGUUCCAGUUGCUUCUUUUAUAACCUCCUGAGAUGGUCAAAAAUUUUGAUGGUUACAUAGUACACUAUUUUUGUAGGCAGUUCUGAAAGAGAAGGCAAGGAAUUACCAAAAGAACAUUAUGCAGCAAAACUCUGAACAAAAUGAAACUGCUGAAGAGAUUUAAGAUCAUAAUUGUGGUGGUAAAAAUAUUUUGAUGUUGGGUUGAUUUUCUUCAAGGCAAUAUUUUUUCAUGCAAAAUGAAGUGGUCUCAUAGACUUUAGGAGGUGGGUAGAAAAGUUGGACCAGGUUGCUAGUCGGAAUAAAGCUGACCCUAACCUCUUUUGCCUAACCCAAUGCAGACUAGAGGUCUGGUCCAACUUUUAUACCCGCCUGUUUUAGGAAAAUUACAAUUGCUAUUGGUGGAUUGGGCAAAAAUACAAUACACACGUGACGGCGAAGGACCAGAUUUAUGAAUAAACGUUGACUAACAUAGAUAAUGAGUUAUAUUGUUAUUCUAAUGAGUUCACUGAUCUGUAUUCACAGUCAUCUUACCUUCGAUAGGCUAUAGUCAAUCUAAACAGUCAAAGUUAUGACAUCAUGCGUGUUGAAUUAGGUGCAAACACUAAAUGUUGUAAAUAAAUUCUUCGGGGAAUGGGGCGGAAUUUUGGAAUGGCAAAUUCUUUGUAGAAUAUGGAAUUUUUUGUUCACUGCUCAACAAAACAAGGAUUUUUUUUAAAAUGUGAUGUGGAAUACGUAAUUUUCAGUUCUAAGAAUUUAAUGCGGAAAUUUUCAACGUGAAUUUUUGCGUGGAAUUUUUCAGCUCAAAAAUUCCGCCCCAUUGCCCAAUAACUUUAUUUCCUCGGCCAGGAUGUUAUGUUAUCAUCCCACUAUGUGUGUCUGUGUGGGUGUCUGUCGACACAAUAAUUAAAAAAAAUAUCAAACGAAAAUCUGUGGUACUAAAUAACUAAUGAUAAUGGACAUUGGACAUUGCCCAAAGACAAAUUGAUUUCAUUUUGGGUGAAUUUGGAUGAGAAAUGGACUUAUGGGCUACGGGCCAUGGCUAUGAACAAAAUAAAAUAAUUAACAAAAUUUUGAUCUAGAUAAGUCUAGACAAAAAUUUCAUCACGGCUUGAAAGAGCAUCACAAAAUUAGUAAUAUUCCGAAAUUUCGUUGCGAAAUGUUGCAAAUUCGGA
Paramuricea clavata is the source of this 2549-nucleotide messenger RNA. NCBI's taxonomy places the organism in Eukaryota, Metazoa, Cnidaria, Anthozoa, Malacalcyonacea, Plexauridae. The record is from the annotation of a GenBank genome assembly.